AUGGAAGAGUUUGGUACUUCUUUUUAUUUUAAUAAAAAAUCACAACAAGAUAUUUAUAAUAGUUGUAGUAUAAAUUAUAAUAAAAUUAAUAAUGAAGCAAUUGAUAAUAGUAAUAAAACAAUUACAUCCUCACCAUCACCAUCACCAUCACCAUCACCAUCACCAUCACUAUCACCAUCACCAUCACCAUCACCAUCACUAUCACCAUCACCAUCAUCUUCUUCACCAUCACCAUAUAAAGUAUCAGUUGAAAAAGAUCAAGAAUCAAUUAGAAUAGGUAAAAAAAGAAAAACUAAUAAUCAUGAUCCAAAUAGUUAUUGUAUGGUUUGCUGUCGUUUACGAACUCAAUAUUUUUCACAUAUUGCUAGUAAACAUUAUGGGGUUGAUAUUAAUAAAGUAAUUAUGGAUCAUUAUUUAAAAUAUCCAAGAUCAUCAUACUUUUUUGACAAAAAUGAUAUUUUUAUUGAUUCUGAUGAAAAAACUUUUUUACAAUGUUAUGAAUGUUUACAAUUUCAACCAUUAUCAAAUUAUAAAAAAAAUACAUAUAAAAUGUGUAUAAUGUGUUUUUAUAAUAAUAUUAAUUUUUUUUUUCAUAAUAAUUACACACACAGAUUUAAAAAAGGUACACUUUAUACUGAGACAGUUGCUGCAAGAGCACUUACAAAAUCAAAAAAACAUUUAAAACAAGGUAGAAGAGGAACUUAUAGUUUAACUAAAAAAGCUUUAGAAAAGAUCUGUGAUGAUUUUCAAAAUAGAUGUGCCUUUACCAUGGUCGAAUUCGUUAAAAGAUCUGAUAAGCUAAACUCACUCUCCGAAAAUAGAAUAGAUAAUAGUAUCACCUAA
Messenger RNA from Dictyostelium discoideum AX4, 843 nucleotides. RefSeq lists its product as hypothetical. The record is from RefSeq and is a predicted model, not a curated record. Lineage: Eukaryota; Evosea; Eumycetozoa; Dictyosteliales; Dictyosteliaceae. The transcript has 3 exons. Bases 1 to 843 code for a protein of 280 amino acids.